AUGCUUCAGCUCGGUCGAUUGGAAUGGCUAUUUCAGCAUUUACCGUUUUCAGCUGCAAAUCUGAAAAAUCCAGCUUUCUUCUCCGAUAGUCUUCUGCAGUGGGGCUGCAAUGCUCCAGCUUGGUCAAUUGGAAUGGUUUUUUCAGGGGCUGCAGUGGCUGACUCCAUUGACCACCAUCACUAUCAUGAUGAUGACUCUUCAAAACCCUUAUCUUUCGCUUUCGCUUCUCACCAUAACUCAGGCCGUGAGAAUAUAAAGAUAACUGGUGGAGUGAUUGAUGAGGAAGCUUUAGUGAAGGCACUUGAUUUAGGCAUUGUAGCCCAGGCAGCACUUGAUGUUUUCAUAGUGGAGCCUCCACCAAAGGACAACAAAUUGGUGCAACAUGUGAAUGUAACUGCAACUCCUCAUUUUGGUGCUAGUACUACAGAAGCUCAGGAAGGAGUGGCCAUUGAAAUAGCUGAAGCUGUUGUUGGAGCCUUGAAGGGGGAGCUUGCUGCUACUGCUCUCAGUGCACCAAUGGUUCCGUCGGAGUCCAUCCAGUUACAAACCUCAUUCCUCAACUACUCUUCCUUCUCUCUCUUUGUCCGCCUACUUGCCUCACCCUCACCUAUCUCCAGCAUCACCGCCUGCAACGAAGCUUUACGCCGGGCCGGUGCCGCACCAGCGGCGAUGAGAAGCUUCGCCGCACCAGCGCCGUUGCUGCAAGUAAGGUUGAUUUUUUCGUCUCACGAAGUUGCUGUUCUGAUCUUCUUUAGAUCAAUGUUGUUUCGAUCUUCUUCUUCUUCUUCUUCAGAUUGA
Fraxinus pennsylvanica is the source of this 798-nucleotide messenger RNA. The record is from the annotation of a GenBank genome assembly. NCBI's taxonomy places the organism in Eukaryota, Viridiplantae, Streptophyta, Magnoliopsida, Lamiales, Oleaceae.